AUGGCGUCCAGCGAGGAGGACGGCACGGUUGAGGAGAAGGAAAACAACAACAAGAAGAAAACGAAAAGCACCGUCGCUACAGCAUGGCUCACUUUCUACAACAUCGCCAUGACCGCCGGGUGGCUGGUUCUGGCCAUAGCAAUGAUGCGCUUCUACAUCCAGAAAGGCACACACAAGGGUCUGUACAGAAGUAUAGCAAGGACACUCAAGUUUUUCCAGACCUUUGCGUUACUUGAGAAGUUGCAUUGCAUCUUGGGAAUCGUGAGGACUUCUGUGAUUGUAACCGGGGUUCAAGUGUGUUCGCGGAUUUUCAUGGUUUGGUUCGUCACCAACAGCAUCAGACAGAUCCAGAAUGAAGAAAGCGUACUCCUAUUCCUGGUUGUGUGGACGAUGACAGAGAUUACCAGAUAUUCCUACUACACAUUCAACCUGCUCCGCCUCCUGCCGUACUUCAUCAAAUGGGCCAGAUACAACCUUUUCAUCAUCCUGUAUCCUCUGGGAGUCGUUGGAGAGCUGCUAACCAUUUAUGCUGCUCUGCCGUUCGUACGCAGAACUGGAAUGUACUCCAUGAGGCUCCCCAACAAGUAUAACGUGUCCUUCGAUUACUACUACUGCCUCAUCAUCAUCAUGCUGUCCUACAUCCCACUGUUUCCUCAGCUCUACUUCCACAUGCUGCGGCAGAGGAGAAGGAUGCUUCACGGGGAAGUCAUAGUGGAGAAAGACGACUAG
This is a messenger RNA of Scomber japonicus (chub mackerel), 729 nucleotides long. RefSeq names its product 3-hydroxyacyl-CoA dehydratase 1 (gene hacd1). The record is from RefSeq and is a predicted model, not a curated record. Gene Ontology annotation, biological process: sphingolipid biosynthetic process; fatty acid elongation; very long-chain fatty acid biosynthetic process. Gene Ontology annotation, cellular component: endoplasmic reticulum membrane. NCBI's taxonomy places the organism in Eukaryota, Metazoa, Chordata, Actinopteri, Scombriformes, Scombridae. Gene Ontology annotation, molecular function: 3-hydroxyacyl-CoA dehydratase activity.